This is a messenger RNA of Glarea lozoyensis ATCC 20868, 1011 nucleotides long. RefSeq lists its product as uncharacterized. The coding region runs from base 1 to 1011 and encodes 336 amino acids. Lineage: Eukaryota; Fungi; Ascomycota; Leotiomycetes; Helotiales; Helotiaceae. The transcript is spliced from 2 exons. The record is from RefSeq and is a predicted model, not a curated record.
AUGUAUAUCAAUAUUCUUACCUCUGUCCUUUUGGGCAGCUACAUUUCUCAAGCGAACGCUCAACUUACUGCUUGUAACCGCGACAACUGUCUUCGUGCAAUUAUUGCAAGCAAUGCAGCUCCUGGACCUCAGUCUGCUUCAGCGGACUGUGUUUCCUUCUUCAAGGCAACGGUCACACCUUCUACAAGCACGAUUUUCUCCACAGCUUCUCUUACAAUAACCCUUCCAGUCGUUACUUCAUCCUCUACAGUCAUAGUAACAUCGACAACAACAGCGGUUGGAGGCGGCAGCAAGAGAAGUGUUGAUCUCGAUGAAGAGAAGCGAGCAGUUGAUGCGCCAUUGAAUCAUCAAAUCACCGGAUUGAAACUAGCAGUCCGUCAGCAAACUGUAAUUCCAAGCCGGAUUCCAGUCUACGCAUCCGCGUGCUCCGGAGCAGUUCGGUACUCUUCAGCAUGCUCAUGUAUUGGUGUCAUACGAAGCACCACAACAGUUGCUACUCCCGUUGGCACCACGACCAUUACGUUAACCGCAACUCAAUCACCUACCUCAACUGUUGUGGUUACUUCCACUGCGAUCGCCACUGCAACUGGCUCCGCUUAUGCACUUCGAGCAGUUGGUUCGACCGUCGACGGACAAUACGUAUCCAUGAACAACCAGGAAGAUGGGAUUAUUGAUGCAUUUACAACCGAUAUCAGCUCCGCAGCCAGAUUUAACAUCGGAACCGGUGGAAAGCUUCUCUCUUAUGGCAGAUACCGUGCAAAUACAGACAACUUUUCACCCGCAACAAUAUUCUUCAAUUCGCCAGGCACCUUCACGGGCACUACAGACCUCAGCUGUAGCGUUGGACCUACUAGUACUUUGACUUGUACUGGAUUCAAUGGAGCCAAUCAAUUUCAGCUCUGUCCGAGUGGUUGUACUACUAAUUCUGAGCCUUGCAACGGGAUUUCACUUGCUACUUCGCUCGACGUUCGGUGUCAGCAAAUUGGGUUCGUGGCUGUCCCGGUUGUAUAG